Molecule: messenger RNA, 660 nt
Organism: Puccinia graminis f. sp. tritici CRL 75-36-700-3
Lineage: Eukaryota; Fungi; Basidiomycota; Pucciniomycetes; Pucciniales; Pucciniaceae
Exons: 1
Coding region: 1-660 (219 amino acids)
Source: RefSeq, a predicted model, not a curated record
AUGGCCUUGGUGCACCCCCACAAUCCCCAACUUGUCAUGGACGUGUUGAUGAAGGACCUGUCCGAUUGGGCCGAGGCGAUGGUCGCCAAUGCCCCUGAAGUUAGCGCUCAGUUGCCCCCCAAUUCCGUCAAGUUCUUAUGGGUCGACCGUCAAAAGCGCCCAACUCCUCAUCCAUUGGAGGCCCCACCCGGCAAGCGGAACACGGGCCCUGAUUUUACCACCCCUCCGAACAGACCUACACCGGCCAGCGAGAAUCACCCACCGUCUGAGGUCAGCGAAGAUGACGACAUAGAAGUCAUACCAAUAUCGUCUGGGGCCACGAACCAUGCAACUCCAGCCGCCUCCUCAAUCCCAACUCAACCGGUGCCUCCAGCGUCGCCGGAGUUAGAAAGCCAUGACAUGGAGACUUAUCUCCAUGUUGCACACAUUCCACCGAACGACAAGCUCACUCGCGCUCAAUUGUUGACUCACGGGAUAGUUCAUUGGUCAUUCUUCAGAGCAUCGUCCGAGAAUGAAUUAAUAGGGCUCGGAUUCCCUAUUGGCAUCGCGCGUUUGCUCAUCGAGGGAGCCAUUGAGGGAGCCGGCCGACUCGCUAGGUACGAUCACAACGAAGGAGCUUAUACUGGAGGGAUGACUCCCUCUCCUUCCCCGGUGGUUUGA